This is a messenger RNA of Abrus precatorius (Indian licorice), 1896 nucleotides long. Its product is annotated as pentatricopeptide repeat-containing protein At1g03540. NCBI's taxonomy places the organism in Eukaryota, Viridiplantae, Streptophyta, Magnoliopsida, Fabales, Fabaceae. Gene Ontology annotation, molecular function: protein binding; RNA binding. Gene Ontology annotation, biological process: RNA modification. Bases 34 to 1896 code for a protein of 620 amino acids. The transcript has a single exon. The record is from RefSeq and is a predicted model, not a curated record.
AAGAUCCGCUUCCAAUGGAGGCGCCACUGCAGCAUGCUCACCACCAUCACCCCUUCCUUAACCGAGUCUCAGAUCCUCCAACACUGCAAAAACGGCUAUCUUCCCCAAGCCCUAACCCUCUUCCAAGCCCAAGCCCAAGCCCAAGCCCUCAACCCCUCUCUCAAGCCCGUGUUCUACGCCUCCCUCCUCCAAACCUGCACCAAAACCUCUUCCUUCUCCCACGGCACCCAACUCCACUCCCACGUCAUCAAAUCCGGUCUCCUCGCCGACCGCUUCGUCGGCAAUAGUUUACUCUCCCUCUACUUCAAACUGGGCCCCCAUUUCCCCCAGGCCCGUUCCCUCUUCGAUGGGCUUUCUGUUAAAGACGUUAUCGCUUGGACUUCUAUCAUCUCUGGCUAUGUCCAAGUGGGCCAGCCCAACGACGCCCUCCAACUCUUCUCCCAAAUGCUGGGUCUCGGCAUCCAGCCCAACGCCUUCACCCUCUCUUCCCUCGUCAAAGCCUGCUCCGACCUUGGCAACUCCAAACUCGGGAAAUGCCUCCACGGCGUCGUAUUGACCCGCGGCUUCCACUCCAACAAUGUCAUCUCCAGCGCGUUGAUUGACAUGUAUGGGAGAAAUCGCGUGGUGGACGACGCCAAGAAGGUGUUCGAUGAAUUGCCCGAACUGGACGCGGUGUGUUGGACUACGGUUAUUUCCACGUUAACGAGGAACGAUAGGUUUAAGGAAGCUGUGGGGUUGUUUUAUUCUAUGCAUAGCGGAGGUUUUGGAUUGGUGCCCGAUGGGUUCACGUUUGGGACGUUGUUGGCUGCUUGUGGUAACUUGGGGUGGUUGAGGCUGGGAAAAGAGGUGCAUGGGAAGGUUGUUACGUUGGGGAUGUGUGGGAAUGUGGUUGUUGAGAGUAGUUUGUUGGAUAUGUAUGGGAAAUGUGGCGCCAUUCGGUGUUCGAGGGUUGUGUUUGAUGGGUUAAGGGAGAAGAAUUCGGUGUCUUGGAGUGCUAUGCUUGGUGCUUAUUGUCAGAAUGGGAAGUGUGAGAAUGUGCUUGAGCUUGUUAGGGAGAGGGGGGUUGCUGAGAUUUAUAGUUUUGGAACUAUUAUUCGUGCGUGUUCAGGGCUGGCCGCGGUGAGGCAAGGGAAGGAAGUGCAUUGUCAGUAUGUGAGGAAGGGUGGUUGGAGGGAUGUUAUAGUGGAGUCAGCAUUGGUUGAUCUGUAUGCGAAAUGUGGGUGUGUUGGUUUCGCUCACAGGGUGUUUUUCAGUAUGGAGGUUAGGAAUUUGAUCACUUGGAAUGCGAUGAUUGGAGGGUUUGCACAGAAUGGGAGAGGGAGAGAGGCGUUGGAAUUGUUUGAGGAUAUGGUUAAGGAGGGGAUGAGGCCAGACCAUAUCACUUUUGUCACUGUUCUUUUUGCUUGUAGUCACACGGGGUUGGUUGAUCAAGGGAGGAAGUAUUUUGCUUUGAUGAUGGAGGAGUAUGGGAUUAAGCCUGGGGUGGUGCAUUACACUUGCAUGAUUGAUCUUCUAGGCCGUGCUGAGCUAAUUGAGGAGGCUGAAAGUUUGUUGGAGAGUGCGGAUUGCAGAUAUGAUCAUUCAAUUUGGGCGGUUCUUCUUGGAGCAUGCACCAACUGUUCUGACUAUGUCACCGCAGAGCGUGUUGCAAAAAAGAUGAUUGAGCUAGAACCAGAUUUCCAUUUGAGUUAUGUUCUGCUUGGUAACAUUUACAGAGCUGCUGGCCGAUGGAAUGAUGCGCUGGAGAUCAGGAAGUUGAUGGAAGAUAGAGGGGUUAAGAAGAUGCCUGGAAAGAGCUGGAAUGAAAGUGAGACGCAAAAGGGUUCUCAUUUUGAUUUGGCCCAUAUGAGUAAUUUUGGGAUGAGAGGUGUUUUGAGCGUGGGGAAGGCGGUGUGA